AUGGCCGGGUCGAAACUGCGGAGCGGCACUGUGGUGGGCGACUUGGCAGCACUGCUGGAGUCCGGCUACGACUCUGACGUCACCCUGGUGGCCGGCGAGGCAAGAAUCGAGGCGCACAGGCUGAUACUGUCCGCCCGGAGCCCCGUCUUCGCCGCCAUACUGCGGCGCCACCAGCGCGAAGCCUCCCUCGAGAUCCCAGACACGGAGAAGGACGUCCUACGCCAACUGCUGACCUUCAUCUACACCGACGAGGCGCCCGAGCUGGUCAGGAUGGCCCCACAGCUGCUCGUCGCGGCAGACAAAUACGACCUGCAGGUCCUCAAGGACCGGUGCGAACAGCAGCUGAUCGCAGACCUAGACGUGGAGAACGCAGCGGACAGCGCCGUCCUGGCAGUCGAGCGAUGCUGUCCAGAGCUGAGGCGGGCCGUCGUCGGCUUCAUCAGGAGCCACUCUCUCAGCGUCAUGGGCACUCGCGGCUGGAACGACGCCCUGCACAGCCACCCCAAAGCCCUUUCGCAGGUCUCGCGCCUGGUUUCAGCCCCAGCACAAACGGAAAGCAGGACCGCACUCCAACGUGUGGGAAGUUCCCAGGAAACCUACAGAGCACCCAGGGGUCCUGAGGAUCUGGCCAGUAGGCGCAUGCCAGGAUUGGUGAGAUCCAAAUCUCAUUUGGGUGGCUUUGCCCCUAUGGACGAGCCCCAAAGUCCGAACGACUUGGGCUCAAGAGAAAAGCCUGAAUCCAGUACUGCUGACUCUGGUUUGACUGACUGGCUUGCCAUGCGAAUGGCUAAAGCAACUGGAUCUAAGUCUGGUCCACUUUCUCCACACUCUCAGACGUCAGCACAAGAAUCACAGUCCUCUGGCAAGUCCUCUUCAGCUGAGGACAGACCAGAGACCAGGAAUAAACCUGAUGUAGAUAAUUAUCCAUGGUGGUAUGUACCAUCUCAAAGACAGGAAUAUAACACAGAAGCCAGUGCUUUUGUUAAUCCCAGCCAUAUUUCUCGUAAGUCUCUCACUAAAUCCGAAGAAUCAGUGCCUUCCAAGAAGUCACCCUCAACUGGAGACAAAACAACAAAUGAUGAUUUACCGUGGUGGUAUUAAAUAGCUGAAGAAAAAAUAUACAUUAGCAGGUUAUUCCUCCAUCCUCAUUUGUUCCAUAGUCUCAGAUUCAAUGCGAAGCAGCAUUUUUUCCCAUGAAACUGAGCACAUCUCUGGCUACUACCAUAUCAAAAAUAGUAUUUGUUUGCUACAACAUUCCGUCUCUGAAGACGAAAAUGUCGCCACAUUUUCGUCUUCAGAGACGGAAUGUUGUCUGGUGCUCAAAGUAAGCUCAGGCCACUUGCACACUUGUUCUAGACACCAAAUGAGGAAUUGCGGUUUUACCAGACGCCACAAAUUGAGAAAUUGCCAGAGUUAAAUAACAACCUUAGCUAGUAGAUGUAAAUCACCACAAUUACAUCCUCUUUAGAGGUACCUUCAGUUUCUACACAUACAGAUGCUCACGGCAUUAUCAAACUACUUCUGCCCUAAUCCAAAACUCAAAGCUGGUGCCACAGUCAUUUGUAAUGGCCUCGAAUCAUUGUAGAAUUCAAGAGUCCAAUAGCAAAUUUACGCAAGAAGAUCGGGAUAGUAAACGAUUAAAGUCUUCAACUUCUUCCAAGUCACUUUCAAUUUGUGAAUACGCAAACGAGUGGUUGGGGUAAGUUUAUUGCAUUUUAGCUAUACUCUCAGCUUUAGGCGUGCAUGCCACAGUCUACUGCGAAUUCGCCUCCAACUGAGGAGACACCGGAGGCAAGGAGAAUUUGGCCAGUAGAUUAAAAGAUUUCCAUUUAAGGAACGUCUAGUCUGUGAGUGAAAAACAGUAAAGUUAUUUAUUUUUGCCUUUACAUCUCCUAUCUAAGCAUACUGAUAUUAUAAAUGCGAAAGUACACUCAGUCAGGGUAAUUUUUUAUUAGCAAGGCUAUCUUUGGACCACUCACUAUUUUUGGUUGAAAUGCCUGCUGCGCCACUUCCUUCCAUUAUUUUGUACUAACAGCAUUAAAUUACAUUACCUCCCUCGUUUCUACUUAGUAUGUUAGUUGUCUUUCAACCUUCUUACAAGCUCUCAGGCUUAUGAUUUUUCUUUAAUGGCACUAGCUGUGAAGAGAGCUUUUGGCAGCAGUGAUUUAAGUCGAACAAUGCCAAGUCUACACAGAUAUAUUAAUACUUCAAAGUAAACCUGCAAUACUGAAUUAACACUGUUUGUUUUUACUUCUUAUUAACACCCGACUUUCUUCUGUCGUAAUCUAAGUUUACCCAGAUCAUUAGGUGUUGGAGAAAUACUAUGUUUCAGUAUAUCCAUUGUGGAUGACGAACCGCGACUGUGUUUAAAUUGGCUAUUUAUCUUGUAAUAAAUAUGCAACCAGCGACUGGUUGCAUAUUUAUUAGAAGCUAAAUUGCAAGUGCUACGUUUUUAAAGACAGGUCUUAAGUUACCCUAAAUGACAGUAUGUUUUGUACCAGUAUUACAAUAGAAAUUUUACUCUAAUAGGGUAUAGUUAGAGUACGUUUACGCUUUCCCAAGCACUCAGUAACUAUAGAUACAAAUUGUUACAAUGUUUGUAGCGUCGUGUAACUUAUGCUGUGUCCAGUAUGAUCUAAAAAUGGAACAAAGUUACCCCCACUGAGUGUAUUUUUGUUAUGUUUUCAUUGCUAAACCACUGAACGGAUUUGGUAUGGAGAUAGCCUGGAACCUGAAAAAGAACAGUGCCUACUUGGAAAGUGUAUAGUACCAGAUGCUUGUUUAUUUGAACCACCUUGCACAAAUUAGGCAAAAAUGUUUACUCUACGAAAAGCUCUUCCCUCUUCGACGAAAAAUUGUAGUCUUUUUUGCUGACUUCAUCUACUAUAGACAGCUGUUCUGACAUUUAACACCAAUUGUCAUGUUUAAAACUGAUCCAUUUGUAUGAGAGGCUACUGGAAAACUUUUUUUUAUUUACAACUAUGCAUUUAAGUUUGUUUACAAACUGGCCUUAUUAUCUUGAAACUACCUGUCAGCACACAUUCAUAGGUUUGUCUAGUAGGCGAAUUCAUGGUGUUGGAAACACUGUUUGUACAUAUCUACAUCGAUGUGUGAGAGCUCCCGCUCUGUUUUUCUCUCGACCACUUAUACUCCUCCGGGUCAGUGUUCUUCCAUGCCCCUCUUUAUGGUCAGAAACAAGACGAGCAUCUCUUAGCUUCUAUUUUUAAAUGGCAGCUACUAGUUGUUCUUAUUUUUCCUCAUUUCCUCUUUUUCUACACCCGUUUAGUGUAUGAUUUGGUUCAGUAUGUUGUUUUAUCACACAUGGUUUUUAUUUUUAGCACUUGAAUGCUGUAGCAAAUUAUGUAAAAUCUGUUGACAUAUUUCCACAGUGCAUCUCCAUUAAUGGACACUUAUUACCUUACUACUUUGAUAUUCCUGAAGUAAACAACCUCUUGAUGAGAAUAUGAAUCACAUACUUAUUAAGGGUAAAAAUUUAAAGGGUGUUUUAACAAGAUUUUGUGUAUAUUAAUGGAGUGUGUCAGAUUUAAAAUGAUUGUUCUUUCUGGUGAAUUAGUUUUCUUUUGUCUUAAAUGUAAGUAAUUGUCCUAGAAAUAUACUAAUAAUAUGAUGAUUUGCAGAGAUUCUGUACAAGUGAUAGAAAGAUUGUGAAUCUGAAAUAUGACUUUUGUCUGCCUCAAAUGUAUUCAAUCAAACGUAUAAUCGUUAUACAUGAAGCAUUCCUUUGACCGACUGACUAUUAUUUCACUUCUUCUGAAUACAUUCAAAAAUAUCAUCCCCUUUCAGAUGUACCAUAUUUGUCAACUGUGUAUCAGAGAAAAUACUAUUUUUGAUGGCAAUAUUUUCCUUAACUUCCAAUAUAUGUUUGAAAUUAAAUUACUAAUAGGUUCUCAUAACAGGCUUGGUCAGUUUUUUUUAUGCAAGCAACAUAUCAUUUGAAAUUCCCUCCAUCCCUACCUUGCCCCCUGUCUCAUAGACUAGUUGGUGUUCCUUUUUCCUAAGAUUUUCUAAUAAUUAAAUGUAACUUACGUGAUUUUGGAAAUUGGUUAUGUUCACUC
This is a messenger RNA of Schistocerca americana (American grasshopper), 4076 nucleotides long. Its product is annotated as BTB/POZ and MATH domain-containing protein 6-like. NCBI's taxonomy places the organism in Eukaryota, Metazoa, Arthropoda, Insecta, Orthoptera, Acrididae. Gene Ontology annotation, cellular component: cytoplasm. The record is from RefSeq and is a predicted model, not a curated record. Bases 1 to 1101 code for a protein of 366 amino acids. Gene Ontology annotation, molecular function: ubiquitin protein ligase binding. Gene Ontology annotation, biological process: proteasome-mediated ubiquitin-dependent protein catabolic process; regulation of proteolysis. The transcript is spliced from 2 exons.